Molecule: messenger RNA, 1169 nt
Organism: Medicago truncatula (barrel medic)
Lineage: Eukaryota; Viridiplantae; Streptophyta; Magnoliopsida; Fabales; Fabaceae
Exons: 7
Coding region: 55-720 (221 amino acids)
Molecular function (GO): protein binding
Source: RefSeq, a predicted model, not a curated record
GUGUGAGAAAAAUCUUAUUGCAGUGGUUGUGUUGACGUUGGGCGGGGAUCAGCAAUGGUAGACAUUGUCUCUGAACAUGAAUCGGAGAAGACGGUUGAAAUCGUCCUCAAAACCAUCGGUCCAGCUCCACCUUCUCGUCUUCGAGUUCCCUCUUCCAUCAAGGUGCGUGAUUUGAGAAGAUUAAUUGCAAGUAAUGGUCAUUUACCUAUUGACAACUUGAGUCUAAUUCUACGCGGAACUGCGCUUUGUGACUUGAAAAAUGGAGAUGAUGUGCGCAUGCAACUCAAUGAUGGAGAUAGCUUGAUUGUUGCUGUCAAACCAAAGCCACCAGUGAAGGAUGGGCAUGACAACGAUGAUGACGAUGAAGAUUUGAAGUUUCAGCUUCCCCAAUCAUCAAGUCGUUGGAAAAAGAAACUAUACUCUUUUCUACAUGAUAAGUUGAAGCUUCCAGAUAUCAUUUUGAUGGUAAUUUUCACUCUGAGUCUGAAGGCAUGGGUUCUGAUAAUCAUGUGGUUUAUCUUGGCCCCUGUUGCCCAUAGAUGGGAUCUCGGACCUUUGUAUAUACUUGCAACUGGCUUUUGUCUCAUUCUCUUCAAUCUUGGAAAGCGCAAAGCUGGUGACUCCAGUGCAUACUCUAUCUUCAAUGAAGACUUCAGAGAGCUUCCAGGGACGCUAAAUGCAGAUCGGUUUGAUAGAGAUAUAAGAGCGGGACAGUUUUGAGCCUUGUCCUCGUCAUCAUCCAAACAUUGAUGUCUUCUCACAAGAUGUAUAUCUUCCCAAUCACACGGAGCUAGUGACUAUCCAAAGAAAGAGUUCAAAAGUACAGUAACUUUUCAGCAAUGUUGUAUUUUAGCCCAGCCCAGAAAUCAAUGAAGUGACUAGUUUUCUGUUUAGUUUUGACCUUCCUUCAAUUAAACAUGCAUGUGUUGUAUGUAAAUUAUACCAGUACCGAUGUAAUGAUAUGUUUUGGACUAAUAUGUUCCCUUGUGAAUAUCUCCGUUUCUUGUCCCUUGGUUUCUGUUUGAGUUUGAGAGUUCUUGUGAACUCUUCUGCAGUGCGAUGCUUUGGGACAUAUACAGAGGCUUGUGUUAGGAUUCCAUAGCUAAUAGUCGUAUUUAAACAUGGGAUUAUAUUCUAUAGUAUCAUAGUACCUAUAUUAUUUUAUUUUA